Pecten maximus is the source of this 1224-nucleotide messenger RNA. RefSeq names its product histidine N-alpha-methyltransferase-like. Bases 165 to 1136 code for a protein of 323 amino acids. Gene Ontology annotation, molecular function: methyltransferase activity. Lineage: Eukaryota; Metazoa; Mollusca; Bivalvia; Pectinida; Pectinidae. The transcript is spliced from 8 exons. The record is from RefSeq and is a predicted model, not a curated record.
ACAGUUUACGCAUAUACUUUCUGAGUUCGACCUACUCCACCAAUCACGUAUUCACACUGCUGGUAAAGUGUACGUCAUUUGAACAUUUGUGCUCGUAUUCAAUUUGGUAUAAUGAACACAAUACAAGUAUAGCGUAGCUGGGUUUCAGUGACGUGUUCGUUCCUAUGGAUAAUGCGGCUGCAUUACGUGUGGGUCUGACAUCAACCCCGAAGUAUCUUCCGGUCUGGUACCGUUAUGAUAAGGCAGGGUCCGUCUUCAAUGACCGAUGUCUCUCUGACAACACCUACUACUACUUCUACAGGUCAGAGAUAAGCACUCUCUCCGCCAACAUCGAGGAAAUACUACAAGAUGUAUCUGAAGUUCCGACUCUUGUUGAUAUGGGCAGUGGUAACAGCGAGAAAACUAGAGGAUUUAUCGACGCCCUGCUUACGAAGUAUAAAAGUGUUACAUAUAUUCCGGUUGACAUUUCAAAAGAAUUUCUAGCCGAGACAUCUGACCAGUUGUUCGGGAUAUAUGGAAACAAGUUAUGCAUUAAAAGUAUACCAGGAGAUUACGACGUAGGAAUAGAACGACUAAGGGAUAUGCCAGGGGUAAAGGUUAUCAUGUGGCUUGGUGGUGGAUUCCAGAACCAGAAAUAUCAGGACCAAAUACGACGGCUUAAAUUGUUAUCAAACGUUAUGACAGACAGAUGUCGGCUCAUCAUAAGUUUGGAUAUCACACAAAAUAAGGAGCAGAUAGAAAACGCAUACCUUGACCCUACAGGAAUAUCUGCAGACUUAUACCUCAAUGCGAUAACCCGCCUAAAUAGGGAGUUUGGCUGUUCUAUAAACAAGGACACUCUAAAUCUGGAGGCAGAGUAUAUACACAAUGACAAUCACAAGGAAACUAGCUUCGUCACGCUGUAUGGGAUAUCCAAAGAGAAUCAGCUCCAUCAUAUACCUGGACUUGGGAUUACCUUAAAUCUAGCAAAGGAUGACCGCCUUUAUUUCCAUGAAGGCAAAGGAGUAAGCUGUAAAUACAAUGUUGACCAAAUACGGACUCUAGCUUUAUGUGCUGGACUGUAUUUGGAAAAUCACUGGACAGACACUAACCAACACGUGGCUGUAUGCUACUUUUCAACCCAGAAGACCAAAUGAUGUUAUAUGUAGCGGGAAACUUACAGGGUGAAACAUACAAUUUCAAAUCAUAAAAUACGAGUGUAUUAUUAAAUUGUACUUGAAGGGA